Monascus purpureus is the source of this 675-nucleotide messenger RNA. The record is from the annotation of a GenBank genome assembly. Lineage: Eukaryota; Fungi; Ascomycota; Eurotiomycetes; Eurotiales; Aspergillaceae.
AUGGUGGUGCCUCGAACGCCCCCUACCACCGCUAGACGUCACCGUCGUCAGCCAGAAUCCACAGAUCCUUCAUCAGAUAUAGGCUCCUCCGCCUCCUCAGUAAUCUCUGAAGAAAUGGACACCCCAACUGCCCCUAGAGCUCAAAGCUCUACUACAGCCAACACCAUGGCAUCCACACCAGACAUCACAGCUCUGUUCCAGCAGAUGCAGGAACAGAUGCAGGAACAAAUGCAGAAGCAGAUGCAGGAACAAAUGCAGAAGCAGAUGCAGGAGCAAAUGCAGAAGCAGAUGGACCAGUUCAUGACUCGUUUUAAUGCCCUUGAACGCCAUCAAUCCCAAUCCUCCACUCCUACAGUCCGGCAUAACGCUACUCCCUACAAUCAUAUUCAAAAUAAUACAGCUAUUCCAGCCUCAAAUCCAGUACAAAAAGAUCCUUUUGAUCAUGUACAAGCUCAAGUUAAAGCGCUCCUACCAGACCGAUGCCGAAUCACACUGUCUCAUGAUAAUUACGACCCCUGGAGUUCAGCCAUUCAAAGAGAAGCCAAUGUCCUGAACGCUAGUACAGUCUUGCAUCAGGAUAUACCUCCAGCAGGAUACUCAGCUUAUGAUGCUGAAGUAUGGCAUUGCAAAGCCACUGUCAUGAGAGCCCAAAUGCUUCAUGCUAUGACUGCCUAA